UGGUGCCAGAUCCAUUGGCUAAUGCCAAUGGCAAGCGCAACGCAGAGGACCAUCACGUUGAAGUCGACAACCGGGAUUCUGCCCCAAAGAAGCCAAGAGUUCGCAAUCGUGAGGGAAAUUCUCAGCGCUGGGAAGAUAAGGAGAAUUCAAAGGAGCCCAUAGUGAUUGUUGACGAUCUUCCUGACCAUGGUCAGCAGGUGGCUGAGCAUGAGAAUCAAUCUAAGAUGUUUCGUGCUCGUGUUGCUGGCAAUGUUGGCGCUCAAGCUGGCGGUCAGUGCCUUGGAUCGCGCAUUGUAUCGCGUCGUGAGUCGCGUUGUGGAGGUGGCUAUGGCGGUGCUGGCGGAGGCUACGGCGCUGAUGCUGACGGCGGUCGUUAUUCAUAUGGAGGCGAUGGUGGUGGCGGUGUCGGCGGAUCCAACAACCACAAGAAUUCUCAGCAGCGUUCUGAUGAGUUUUUGAUAGCGCAGCGUCUGCGCAACUUGAGUGGCCCAACCUUGGAUCUGGCUCCAGUCGAUGAUGGCGAGGAGAUUAAGUUCUCGGGUCGCAAUCGUCUAUAUGUUGGCAAUUUGGGUGGAGAAUUGCAUAGCGAGAAGGGCUUGCGUGACUUGUUCGAGCCCUACGGCAAACUGGGCGAUAUCUACUUUGUUCCCCAAAAGAAGUAUGCCUUCGUCAAGGUCGACUAUCAUGCCAACGCCGAGAAGGCUAAGCGUGCCUUGGAUGGCUCCACGGUUGCGGGUCGAGUGCUGCGUGUCCGCUUCGCCGCCAGUAAUACUGCGCUGCGUGUCAGCAAUCUGACUCCCUUCGUCUCCAAUGAGCUGCUCUACAAGGCAUUCGAGGUGUUUGGGCCAGUGGAGCGGGCAACCAUUACGGUCGAUGAUCGCGGCAAUCAUAUGGGCGAGGGCAUUGUGGAGUUUGUCAAGAAGUCAUCGGCGAGCGUCUGCAUGCGCAUGUGCCAGGAGAAGUGCUUCUUCCUGACUGCUGCACUGCGUCCGUGCAUCGUAGAGCCCAUGGAGAUCGUUGAUGAGAAGGAUGGAUUUCCCGAGAAGCACAUGAGCAAGACUAGCCAGUUUAACAAGGAGCGCGGCUUCGGCCCACGUUUCGCUGAUCCAAACUCAUUCGAUCAUGAAUACGGCUCACGAUGGAAGCAGCUGCACCAAAUGUACAAACUGAAGAGCGCAGCUCUUAAGCGCGAAAUGAAGCUGGAGGAGGAAAAGCUAGAGGAACAAAUUGAGCUAAUUCGCUAUGAGACCGAGACUGAGCUCUUGCGUCGAGAGCUUGAGAAACGUGAAGCUGACAAGGAACGCUUGAAAAUGGAGUGGGAAAUGCGUCAGAAGCAAUUGAUGGAGAAGGAAAUGUUCGAGGAGGAGCGCCGUCAGAGCUUCCAGUUGCGUCAGCGGGCCCCGCUGAGAUGUCUGCAGGAGAGGCCCGUUUAUAGACCCGAUCAGCCGAAGGGCUUUAUUGGUGGCUGUGACUAUGCUAACAGAGACAUGGGAAUGGAAAGCACACCGUUUGUGGUGUUUGGAGAUACACCAAAUAAUAGUGAUAUCGGAGAAGCUGGACUUAAUCAGGUAUUUAAAGUGAUUUAUAGAUAA
This is a messenger RNA of Drosophila navojoa, 1592 nucleotides long. Its product is annotated as protein no-on-transient A. Gene Ontology annotation, molecular function: RNA binding. NCBI's taxonomy places the organism in Eukaryota, Metazoa, Arthropoda, Insecta, Diptera, Drosophilidae. The record is from RefSeq and is a predicted model, not a curated record.